Molecule: messenger RNA, 1680 nt
Organism: Syngnathus acus (greater pipefish)
Lineage: Eukaryota; Metazoa; Chordata; Actinopteri; Syngnathiformes; Syngnathidae
Gene: hsd17b12b
Product: hydroxysteroid (17-beta) dehydrogenase 12b
Exons: 11
Coding region: 110-1066 (318 amino acids)
Cellular component (GO): endoplasmic reticulum
Molecular function (GO): oxidoreductase activity
Source: RefSeq, a predicted model, not a curated record
CAACCCGGAAGUUAAAUACUACAUCCCGUGUCAAUUUACUUGCACUUUGUUCACAACGAGACACGCUUACUUCUCAAUAAGCACAAUCGGUGUGCGUUUUCGGGCAAGCAUGAUCCCUAUUGAACAUGUGUUUCGGGCCGUGGAGACGCCGCUGUUCUGGCUCGGAGCUGUGACCGCGGCCUGGCUGUCGGUGUGUUCCGUUUAUCGGCUGCUGGCCGGGAUCAAGGUGUGGGUUCUGGGCAACGGGAAGCUGGUAUCACCCGCUACACUUGGCAAAUGGGCCGUUGUGACGGGAGCAACAGAUGGUAUCGGCAAAGCCUAUGCAGAGGAGCUGGCACGGAGGGGCUUCUCCAUUGUGCUGAUUAGUCGUUCUCAAGAGAAGCUGGAUGAAGUUUCAAAAGCAAUUGAGAGCAAAUGUGGUGUGGAGACAAAAACCAUUGCAGCAGAUUUCAGUUCAGUCAACAUUUACUCCAAGAUUGAAGAUGCACUUGCAGGACUGGAGAUUGGAGUGUUGGUGAACAAUGUUGGAAUAUCCUAUACUUACCCAGAAUUCUUCCUCAGCGUCCCCAGUCUGGAUACUUUCAUUGACACGCUGGUGAAUGUCAACAUAACAUCAGUGUGCCAGAUGACAAGACUUGUUCUGCCUCAAAUGGCUGAGAGGAAGAAGGGCGCUAUCCUCAACAUCUCUUCUGCCAGUGGCAUGCAUCCAGUUCCUCUGCUGACAGUCUACUCUGCAUCCAAGGCAUUUGUGGACUUCUUUUCACGAGGGUUGCAAGCUGAGUACAAAAGCAAAGGGAUCAUCAUCCAGAGUGUUCUGCCAUUUUUUGUGGCAACCAAGCUGAGUAAAAUCCGAAGGGCCACGCUAGACAAGCCGAGUCCGGAGCGCUAUGUCGCCGCUGAGCUCAACACUGUGGGUCUCCAGACGCAAACCAAUGGUUACCUGCCUCAUGCCAUCAUGGGCUGGGUGACUACAGCUCUGCUCCCUGCCAGUAUUCUCAGCAGACACAUGAUGGGAGUGACUUUGUCUCAGCGUGCUCGUUACCUCAAGAAGCAGAAGCAGGGCUAGCUCAGUGGCGGCCGGGAGCGGACCAGCUGUGCUCAUGCCUCUUCUGACUCCCAUCAUCAUCAUCACCUUGGACCAAGAAGAGGAAAAGCUGACAGUUGCUGGGGAGACAAUUUUCCCUUGCCCUCAGAAAGUGCACGUCAUAGAUAAUGCAAGGCAGCCCUAUCACUGCGCAUUAUUAGUUUCCAGCUUUAAUCAACCAAUUGAAAAUAGUUUUGAAUUUACAUCUUGGCUUACAUAACUCUAUAUUUAACACUCUUAAUAAUGACAGGUUGUAACUCACAUUUUGGACUGAAAUGUCUUCAUGUUGACAUUCUCAACAUUCCUAACAAAGCACUUAAAAAUGAAAAAAUAAUCUGGAGAGUUUUUCUGCCACUUAUUUUCUUUUGUGAUGUGGACCUCCACAUAGGCUUCUUAUCACUGACUCAAACUUGCUGUGCUAUUUUUCCACUUUACUUACGGACUCUCUAGGAUUGCUUCCUGCCCUGAAAUGUGAUGUUUGAUUUAGGUUUGUAUUUAUUUAUCUGACAAACCAAUGAAAACAAGUAACAAAUGUUGGUACUUGUACACAAUCUAAUGAGAUCUAAUACAAAUAAAUGAUUGAUUAAAAAAAAAAA